This is a messenger RNA of Chara braunii, 2292 nucleotides long. The record is from the annotation of a GenBank genome assembly. NCBI's taxonomy places the organism in Eukaryota, Viridiplantae, Streptophyta, Charophyceae, Charales, Characeae.
GAAAUUGAGAAAAAGAAAGAAAAAGAAUAAAAAAAGAAACAGAAAGCCGAAGAAAUAAGGAAAAGAGCAGAGGAUGAAGAGAAAGAGUUAAAGAAAAGGAUGCAAGAGAAGAUGGAUGCCGACUUGGCUAGAGAGUUGCAGGCCCUAGACGAGGAACCAGAUGAGGAGGCGGAGAAGUUGGAAAGAAAGCGAAGAGGUAAUGAAAAGGGGGAAUCAAGUAUCCGACUAGGUCUUGACCGUGUAGGUUGGAUACAGACCUUCGGAUACCGCACAKAUUUGGUCAUCGAAAAUGCAGACGAAAGGGAGACUUUUGAAACUGCGUUGCAAACAGCAGGAACUGAUGCUGAGAGAGCUCUGCUAAUAGAAGAGAAGGAGACUGAACUCAAAGGUAGAUUAUUAGCACAGAAAAGAGCUGAACUAGAGGAGAGAAACCGAAUGAAAGAAGAGAGGGAGAAGUUGCGUCAGGCAUUAAAGGAACAAAAGGAGAAAGAAGUUCCAGCUGCCGAUCGAUUCAAAAUCCUCACUAAUUCUGUUCUUCAGACCCAGCAUGAAGUCUCAAAGUUAUCUACUACAGUUUAUGCACUUGAACAACAUCAUCAGAACUUUGAGAAAACAUGGAACUCCUUUUUGCAAAAGUCUGCUCAGGAUAUUGAUUCUCACGUGCAAGGAUAUGUAAACCAAAUUGGACUAAAGAUUGAGGAAAAACUGACACCGGAGUUUGUCGCAAAAGUCAUUAAGGCAGAUGAACCCRACGAUAGGAAAGAUAGGAAAGACAAGGGGAAAGUUGAGCCUGAAGAAGAAAAGCCAGAAAGUAGCAAGGGGAUUAAAAUAAAAAUGAAGUUGCCAUGGUCCUACACAGGGAAGAAGGACCAAAGUGUCUUGCAUUGGAUCGCUGCAGUGGAAUCUUACUGUUAUGCGCAGCGAAUCCCGUAUGCAGACAGGGUUUUAAUGGCGUCCUCAUGCAUGGAAGGAGAUGCUAUGAGUUAUGCGAUAUCCCUGCAGAACGCUGCUAACUGUAGUACCAUGAUAGAAUACUCGCAGCAGACUCGUCUGGAGGACUUCCUCAAGUCUGUUAGGGGUCGCUUUGAGGACAAGAACAUAGCACGCCGAACAGAAACCCUGAUCUUAAGUCUGCAUGAGCGUAAGUGGAAGAACACUUCAGCACUGAAAGCAACAAUGGAUGAGCUGCUUCAGCAAACCCCUGAUCAUGGACUAACCCCUGCUCAAAUACUCAAUUCCUUUGCACGUGCAUUACCAGAACCCCUUAGAGCCCAAUUGUAUGCAGAGACUAAGAAAGAGGAUAUGACUUACGAAAAGCUUAGUAAGCUUGCCCUCGAUCAUGCUGGUUUCCUCAGUGAAGCCAACUAUGGUCAUUAUUGGAAAGAUCUGCAGGCCGGAAGGAAAUGGCGUGAUCGCACCAUUUCAGGGUCUAUUCCGGGAAGAGAAAGCCUCCUCCUGACCUUUGAGGGAGGAGGCAUGGAGGSGAUCCCUUGGGACUUAAUUGAUAAUGGUCUCGAGGACUUCAACGAUUCGGUAGCUCAGGAGGGGAGUUACGCGAACGUUGUAGCCCGYGGGGGAGGGCGUCAAGGAAGAGGGCGCGGCCGAGGAAGAGGAGGUCGUGGCCGAGGUGGAAGAGGCCAAGGCACCCAGAGGGGUGGUGGUGAAGGUAGCCACUACGUGGGUGGAAGGGGCAAUGGUCCCUCGCAAGGUGGCCGAGACUCUAACACCUGGGGAAGAGGAAGAGGCACUUGGAACCGUCCGUACCCGCCGCAUCCUGGCCUUUCGGAAGGAGAGCCAUGGAAGCAGUUGGGUAUUACACGUGAAGUGUGGCAGGCAAGGAAAGAUGCCUACCAGUGUCUCAAGUGUGGCGACCCCGACCACAUAGUCCCAUAUUGUCCUGAGUACAAAGGAGCAAAARGGACCAGCCAGUAGGGGUCUCAGUUGCCUCUACAGGGGCUUCGAAUGUUGAAAAAUCAGAAUCCUCCCAUUCGAAGGCCCCAAUGGCAGAAACUGAAGAGGAAGGCAGUCCCCAUCCAGUGUCCUGCCCAGAAACAGUUAGUGUGUGUGUUUCUCUGGAUGGUUCCCUCGCAGGUGUAGGUGAUGAGUUGACCGGUCGUCGCCGAACCUGGGCUGAAAUGAAGAAAGUCAAAGGGCAGUUAAUUCUUGCAGAUCUAGAAAUUAAUAAAGUAAGAGUUGGUGCUUUGAUUGAUAGUGGGUCUACCCGUWGCUAUAUAAGUAAGAAAGGAUUAAARAAAUUGCRUCUUGGGUUGAAGAUAAAGCAAUUAAGUGAGC